Theobroma umbraticum is the source of this 2150-nucleotide messenger RNA. Its product is annotated as solute carrier family 40 member 1-like. NCBI's taxonomy places the organism in Eukaryota, Viridiplantae, Streptophyta, Magnoliopsida, Malvales, Malvaceae. Gene Ontology annotation, molecular function: iron ion transmembrane transporter activity. The record is from RefSeq and is a predicted model, not a curated record. Gene Ontology annotation, cellular component: membrane. Gene Ontology annotation, biological process: iron ion transmembrane transport.
GGAAGUGCACUAACAGCACGCUCACUCCUUUUGGGGUUUAUCUCUGCCUCAUAUUUCCAAUCAUCACUCUCCAAUAUCGGAAACGUCUGUCAUCUUUGGGGUUUUGGGAUUGUUCUUAGCUUUACUGUUCUUCAUGAACAAGUCGUCAUCAGUUAAAAACUCAAGUGGUAUUUAUCUUCUUUGUCAUUCUCUGUUUUAGCAAAACCCAAAAUAGACUCCAUCGAUCCGAAAAGAACACAAAAGCCAUCUUUGAGAUUCUUUGCUAAAGAAGGGAUCCAGUGGACAACUCUCUUACCAAUGGCCUUUGAUUAGCGUGGUUUGUGAUGUGUUGGUGUGUAUUGAUGGCAUGAUGUUAUACUUUUGGCUGCUGUGUUGUAACCCCGAUGUGGUUUUGUCUCAAGAUUCAAGUAAUGAAAUUAAGAUAAUUGCCUUGUAUGGCUUAUGAGGCUUUUACUUGCAUCAGUCUGGUUCUCUCUGUGUCAACCUGAAUACCUGAAAGCUCAGGAAAGAUUGGAUAAGCAGCUGAAAUGGAUAGUGAACCACUCGCACAGGAACAGAGACCUCCGUCAUCCCUUCUCAAGUAUCUUUAUGCCGCUCACUUUCUUGCGAGAUGGGGUGCCAGAAUGUGGGAAUUCUCUGUCGGUUUAUACAUGAUCAGUGUUUGGCCAGACUCUUUACUCCUUGCUGCUAUUUAUGGUGCUGUGGAAUCUGCUUCUACUGCAUUAUUUGGUCCCAUCGUUGGACGAUGGGUGGAUAGGCUCUCAUAUGUAAAGGUUCUUAAACUUUGGUUAGCAACCCAGAAUCUGUCCUUCAUAAUUGCUGGAUGUGCAGUAAUGGCCUUACUGGUAUUUUCAAACCUGAAGGUCACAAAUCUCGUAGCAUUCAUCUCCCUGGUGAUAUUUACUAACAUCUCUGGAGCUGUUGGUGUGCUUUCAACUCUAGCCGGUACCAUCCUGAUUGAAAGAGAAUGGGUGGUGGUAAUAUCAGAAGGCCAUCCUCCAGGUUUACUGACUGAGAUGAAUUCUGUCAUCAGACGAAUUGAUUUAACCUGCAAGCUAGUUGCACCAGUUAUAACUGGCUUCAUUAUCAGCUUUGUAUCACUAAAAGCAUCUGCUAUGACCUUAGCAGGGUGGACAACUAUAACUGUUUGGGUGGAAUAUUGGCUUUUUAUGGCUGUGUAUAACGGGAUCCCAGCUUUAGGUGAAAGCAGCCUAAGGAGGAUUUCAAAAGUUUUACCAAAUGAUGUUGUGGAAGAAAGCACGUCGGCUUCUCAGGAAAUACCUGAUUCACUUUCCAAUAAUGGAGAGAAUUCAGCAGCCGCAGGAAAGAACAGUGGGAGUAAAUUUAUCGAGUGGGUCUCUAAGGUUCCUUACAUUGAUGCAUGGAGAGUAUAUCUGCAGCAAGAUGUUGUUCUACCUGGAGUUGCUUUAGCUUUGUUGUAUUUCACUGUCCUAAGCUUUGGGACUUUGAUGACGGCUGCCUUGGAAUGGGAAGGCAUACCCGCAUUUGUGAUUGGAAUAGCACGUGGCAUUAGUGCUUCAAUUGGAAUAGCUGCAACACUUGUGUAUCCCAAGCUACAAUCUCGUAUUUUAACACUCAGAACAGGACUCUGGUCUGCCUGGUCCCAGUGGAUUUGCCUGCUGCUAUGUGUGGCUUCAAUCUGGGUCAAAAACAACCAUUUAGCAGCAUACAUGCUGAUGGGUGGAGUUGCAACAUCUCGUCUUGGUUUGUGGAUGUUCGACUUAUCCGUCACCCAAGAAAUGCAGGAUCUUGUUCCUGAAUCUGAUCGUUGCAUUGUGGGAGGUGUUCAGAACUCACUUCAGUCUACCUUGGAUUUGAUGGCUUAUGUCAUGGGAAUAGUAAUCUCAAAUCCACGGGAUUUCUGGAAGUUGAAUCUGAUGUCCUUUUCGGCGGUGACGUUGGCUGCAUUUCUCUACACUUACCAUCUAUACCGCAUUCGGAAACACCUUUUCCACUUUGAGAAGCUGUUAUCAUAUGUUCAGUCCUCGUAAGAUGAUAUGGUCUGUCCCGUUGUCUCUUUCUAUGAUGUUUGUGAUCUAAAUAUGGAAAUCUAUCCGUACAGUCGGUUGUAAUAACUAUUACGUACUAAGAUUAGACAUCUUUAAUUAAGCUCGUUGGUUUUUCAUAGA